Molecule: messenger RNA, 5670 nt
Organism: Physeter macrocephalus (sperm whale)
Lineage: Eukaryota; Metazoa; Chordata; Mammalia; Artiodactyla; Physeteridae
Gene: AAGAB
Product: alpha and gamma adaptin binding protein
Exons: 13
Coding region: 73-1020 (315 amino acids)
Source: RefSeq, a predicted model, not a curated record
CGCACGCCGGCGGCCGUGGUAUCGCCCAAGGCGGAAGGGGCUCCUGGACAGAACUCGUUCGCUGGCGCAGAGAUGGCUGCGGGCGUCCCCUGCGCGCUAGUCACCAGCUGCUCAUCCACCUUUUCCGCAGACCGGCUAGUACAGCAUAUCCUUGGAACAGAAGAUCUUAUUGUGGAAGUGACUGCCAAUGAUGCCGUGAGGUUUUAUCCCUGGACUAUUGAUAAUAAAUACUAUUCAGCAGAUAUCAAUCUAUGUGUGGUGCCAAACAAAUUUCUCGUCACUGCAGAGAUUGCAGAGUCUGUUCAAGCAUUUGUGGUUUACUUUGACAGCACACAAAAAUCUGGUCUCAAUAGUGUUUCCUCCUGGCUUCCACUGGCAGAAGCAUGGUUACCUGAGGUGAUGAUCUUGGUUUGCGAUAGAGUGUCUGAAAAUGGUGUAAACCGACAGGAGGCUCAAGAGUGGUGUAUCAAACAUGGCUUUGAAUUAGUAGAACUUAGUCCAGAAGAGUUGCCUGAGGAGGAUGAUGACUUCCCAGAAUCUACAGGAGUAAAGCGAAUUGUUCAAGCCUUGAAUGCCAAUGUCUGGUCCAAUGUAGUGAUGAAGAAUGAUAGGAACCAAGGCUUUAACCUUCUCAGCUCAUUGGCUGGAGCAAACCAUAGCACUGGAUCAGCAGAGGCCUGCCACUCAGAGCAACCCCAGUUGCCAGCAGCAGAGAGGACUGAACCCCUCUUGGAUAAUCGAGGUGGUGCAUCUAAUACAACAGACACUCAGGUCGAUAGCAUCGUGGAUCCCACGUUAGACCUGGAUAUUCAAGAACUAGCCAGUCUUACUACAGGCGGAGGAGAUUUGGAGAAUUUUGAAAGACUAUUUUCAAAGUUAAAAGAAAUGAAAGACAAGGCUGCGACGCUUCCUCACGAGCAAAGAAAGUUGCAUGCAGAAAAGGUGGCCAAAGCUUUCUGGAUGGCAAUUGGGGGAGACAGAGAUGAAAUUGAAGGCCUUUCAUCUGAUGAAGAACACUAAAUUAUUCAUGCUAGGGUUUGACUAACAAAGACCCUAGCUCUCUCUACCUGAGAUACUUCCCUACUCGACCCAGUCAUCUUUUCCUGAACUCCUCAUCAUCAUGUUGGCCACCUGACUUGUUUAUAGGUUCCCGUGAAUUUUAGUUUUUAGUAGGGGGUAAAGCAGAAAUCUCUUCUCCCUCAGAAUGUCGUAAGGGAGUGAGAAUGACAAUAAGGAGUGAGAAAUUCUCAAAUACACUUUUUUGCUCUAGGAACAGGAGUGGAAUGAGGCUCAAAGGCCUGUGUGAUAUGCCUAAGUUAAAGAAGAAGAACCACCAAGCCAUUCCUAGUCAGUCUUUUAAGCAGCAUUCCCCGCGUUCACACUUGAUCACUGCAGAUCGGGAGCUUGUGCCACCUUUCCUGGGUUCUGGAUUUUUUCUGUCAAGGAACUUGCUGCUCUGAGGUUUGAUGCUUUUGAUGGGAGGAAAGAUUUAAUUUGUGCUGUAGUAUAGACUAUGUGCCAAAGCCACUGGCCCUCAGGUUAGGCUCUAGCUAAAAAAAAAAAAAAAAAAAAAAAAAAAUGCAUCUGGGCAUUUCAUUUGAAAUAUAGUAUCUGAGCUCAUGCUAGAAAGUAUUGAGAAACCAUUGUGAAGUUUUAGACUGUAAUAAAUGAUUCAAGGGUUUCCCACUCUGGUAGGGAUAAAAUAAACCCUUCUCUACCAAGUUGUGGGUCUCUUGGUAUGCGUGUGUAAGAGGGAGAGAAGCUUAAGGAAUUCCCUCUAUAGGCCACUGAAACGGUAUGAUCAUAUCCUGAGAUUUUUGCAUUAGUGUUACCGUGGAGAAAGUUUUCUUUCUUAGAGUUCGCUACUUGAAAUGGCAGAGCUGUGUUGUCACAACUCAUACCCUCAAAACAAGGCAAGUUUCCUUUUCUCUUUCUGAAAGCCAGAGAUCACUGCCAAAAUAGUAACCCUAAGGAGUGGGCGUGGUGGGAAAGGAUAUGAAAUGUUAGGCAGUGAAUCCCUGAGUACCUUGUGUUACUUCCAGGGCUGGGUGGGUCAGCUCUAGGGGAACUGAUCACCAAGGGGCAAGUUUCCAGAGGAAGAGUGGGAAAUACAGCAAAUGUAAUCCUUAUUUCUGUUUCCGUAGGCACUUCAUAAUGCAUGUCAUGAGUCUUCACUGUGGUAGUCACUGCCUUGGCUCUAAACUGGCUCAGGGCACAUGGCCUGAGAACUGCUGCUGGCCUAGUGUGGGUAGGAACCUCUUAGGUCACCAGCAGAAACAAGUUUCAGACACCUUUGUGCAACACCUUCUAAGCACUGCAGAACCUGACAGAUGGCAGAAUGACUGGAAUGCUCCAGGUUCCGGGCCAGGGCGACUUCAGGAGGGAAGGUUUCACUGAUUGGAGCCAUUCCAGGGAACACUGGAGGCUAUCUCGCUUGAUACUGUUUUUCUUUUUCUUUCUUUUCUUUUUUCUUUUCACUGUCCUGAAGGUCUUUGAGACUGUAGUUUACCAUCAUUCCAUCAGUGUUUCUUUGAGGUGACUGCAUCAGCCAUUGACUGGGAAUAUAAGGGAAGCUGGCUCUGGGGUUGCAAGAUGACAGGUGGAACAUAUUUUUCUUAAAACAUGGAAGGUUUUGGAAAAUAAAUUAGGUCACGUGGUUAGGGAAAACACUAGAAAAAGCUGUGAACUUGAUUUUGUGGAUUAAACAAAGCCAGGUGAUUAAAUUGUGAUUUAUUUAUAAAGUCUGCUUAUGUGUAUUUUUAUGAUUUUGUUGGUUUUUUGAGGGGGGGGAAGCCUUCCUUUAUUGGAUUAGGCAUAAACAGCAGAUAAUCUAAGAGUCUGUCAAACUCACUCUUUUAGAAUCCACCAUUUAUAUGUAUAAUAUCAAGUCAUGUUGUCAAGAUCUCAGCUAUCUGGGGGUAUUGGCCCCUUCUAGGGGAGAUGUGAGAUUAAAGUGUCCAGUGGUAUCUACUAAAGGCCCAUUUUAAGAAGAGUGAUCAUGAGUUAAUAGUGUAAUAAAAAUUGCAUUCUAUCUAAAGUGACCUAUGUACAUGCCACCAUAAGUUAUUAUGGACUGUCCCUCUGGGAUUUAAAACAAGAACCUCGGCUUUUUUUUUUCCUUAAACAUUUUUCUAUUUGUGUAACAUCGUGUCUGGCACAUAGUGGGCACUUAAAGCUGGUUUGGACUUGCAUUCAAUAGUUUUGAUGAACAUGAUCCUAAAGUUUUUAAGGUCCAUGAGUGUUGGGAGGUAGGGAGAGACAAGAAUAAACUUUUUAUUUCCCUGAGAAAAUCAUAUGUUAUGUAAUAAUUUUAGAGUGAUGAAGACAUAGAUAUUUUUAUAAUUUUAAGAUAUGUUAUCCUGCCAGAAUAUGAGAAGAUUGACAGAACCAGUUUGCUUGCUCUCUAUUUAUAGAACUUGGCCACAUCGAAUUCAGAGAAGCUGGAGAUUCAGGGACGCUAGACUUAGAUGGCUGAGUAAUAUGGGAUGUGGUUCAAGGACCAUAGAGCGUGUCAAGCCAUUACUGCAAACUACUUAUAACAAAGGAAAUGUGAUCUAUUGCUAACUUCGUGUUCCUACCAUGGAGAGGUGAGGAUAAACAUUUUUGCCGUGGCCUGUCAGAUUCCCUUAACCUUGGGUCAGUCUCUUGACAAUGGCCAUCGAGAGAGCACAUGGAGUGCCCCUUGCCCUGCCUUGGCCUGCCGUGGAAAAACAGUCUUUGAAGAAUCACUGUCGAAGGGUAAGAUGAGAGCUCCCUGAACUAUUCUGAGCUGGAGUGUUUGCUGAUACAAAGCUAAAUUUAGCCAACAUGUGUCCAGUGUGGUCAGAGGUUUGAUUCAUUGAACGUUCUGACUGAUGGAGACCGAGAAUGCUGGAUGAGUUAAGAGCUGCCUUUCACCUCCGACCCAAAAAGCUUUAAAAUAGGCAAGACAGUUUAGCUACAGCAUUCUAUCAUUAAAUACCCAUCUCAUAGAGGACUGUAGGCAGAGAAUGUGUGAAAAAUCAGGUCAAGUGUACCCCCUUAGUAAAAGAUUUAAAAACAACGCCCUAACAAUUAACUUGCCCAUAAUUUGUAUGUUCCUAAAAGCAUCAUGCUGACAGUGCAGGGCAAAGUUCUAGUUUUGAUUUAGAUUCCACUUGAGGUUUAGUUUAGUGAUCCAUUCUUGCCCCUUUGGCAUGUAAGCUCUUGCAGAAAGAGUCUUAGACGUUUUCUAAGUUUUAUAUUUUGGGCAUUACCUAUGCCUGUUAUUAACAUCACCAGCCUUGCUCUUAAUGUAGGUGUCUUUGUCAGAGUUAAGUGUGUGUUACAGUUCCUCUAGUAUAGGAAUUAUCUUUCUCGAUUCUGAGGUGUUUCUUUGAUUUGCAGAAUGAAGAAUUGAAAAGAGAGGGCUUCCCUGGUGGCGCAGUGGUUGAGAGUCCGCCUGCCGAUGCAGGGGACACAGGUUCGUGCCCCGGUCCGGGAAGAUCCCACAUGCCGCGGAGCGGCUGGGCCCGCGGGCCAUGGCUGUUGAGACUGCGUGUCCGGAGCCUGUGCUCCGCAACGGGAGAGGCCACGGCAGUGAGAGGCCCGCAACAGCGUGAUCUUUUGUUGGAACAUUACUGAGCCCUGGUCCAGCUCUAAAUGAUGUGCUGUUCUACUUUGUUUCCUGUUGGAAAAGUAUUGAUUCAAAAUCUGGAUCUAAUGGUUAUAACUAACUGCAUCUUUAGAACACAGGUGGCUUUAAUGCUACAAAAUGUAGGCUGAGUGAGGCCUGGGGUAGGAACUUUAUGGAAACAGCAGCAUAAUUUAGGGGAGAAGAGUCUGUUCCUUUGAAGCCCAAGGACAUGGUCUGCAUCAAUCCUGUUGUUCCAGGAAAUCUCAGGAAGUCAUUAAUGGUGUUAGAAGGCCUCAAACUCGAAGUUAGGGACGAGCAACUGCAACCUGUUCCUUUAUCCUGGUGAGAGCUGAAAUGAGGACUCAGUGCAGCCAACACUGGCUGGGACCCUUCUUGGUGACAGGCUGUGCUGGCCGUGGCCGAGCCUGCAGACUUAGGAGCUAAGUUAUGUGAGCUGGAGAGUGUGGAAAACCUGCUUCUUUCGGAACCUGAAACCUACCUCCAUUGCCUGUGGCAAGAUUAAUCCGGUGGCGUCCACUACUUGCCAAAGGCUCUCCAAUACAAGGGAAAUGAACGCGAAGUAACAACACGGAGACAGCGUCGCUGGGACUUGUGCAGCGCUGGGAGACGUGCCAACUGGAAGACCUGACACCUUCACGUGCCUGACCCGGAGGCUCCCGCUAGCUCCCGCUAUCCCUGCAGGACUGGCUGGCACCACGUGUUACCCUCGGGAGUCCUGCCCAGAACAGCCUAGUUGCAACAGCAGCACUGAGGGUGAAUGAAGGCUUCCUGGAGGAAGAUGUCUCCAUCCCUCUGUACAGUUCUCACCCCUAGGAAGGGAGAGGGGCUUGGUUCGAGGUCCCCCACGUAAGGGCCUGUAUUUGACUCCGAGCUGCCUGUGUCCCAUGCUGCCACGUGGGGAGCCAGCCUGGCUCGGUCGUUCAGGUGCUGAGCCCAAAAGCCACUGCACCCUCUACCAGGGUUUGAAACUGGCUGUGCCCCGUCUCCUCCUAGCCACUGUCCUUGGGAGGAGAGCCUUUUCCAACUUUCUUCAAAAAAUUAAAUAGUCAUCUGUC